AUGCCAGAAAUGGGGCCCGUAAUUCUUUCGCUUGUACAGAAACUGCACAGAGGAGAGUUCAAAGACACCCUGAUCGAGCAUUUAGCCUAUCGGUCCGUGAUUGAGGCUGUUGGGGGUGAAAAAGACUUCGCCCAAAUGGCAUUAAAUGCAAUCGACCCUCGUGUUCUUGCCCUCCAAGGCAAAAUAAUCACAGUGGAAAUGCUGGAUAGAAUCCGUGCAUCCCAGAUGCAAGAACUUGAUCCUUGGCCUCAUUCUAAUGGUGGUUACUGUGACUUUAUAACCGAUUCUCGGGAUACGGAUUACUGGCGGGGAUAUGUCGGACAGGCCUCGGUGUUGGCAAUUCGGAUCCCUCAGCAUUGUAGUGCAAUACGAGUUGGAAAAAACAAUACCUUGCACUAUCACAUUGUCACAAACCCUUCGGCGGCAGGCUACCGCUACGGCAAUUUCAUUCGGCUGGAACUCGCACCGAGGGUUCGGGGGGAGUUUACAAAACUUCUCGAGGGCUCUACAGACCCCGAGAUCCGUGAGUGGCCAAGUAUACGAGCACAGCAGAAGCACCAGCCCAACGCCUCAGCGAAAAACCUGGUCGAAACUCAGAGAUGCCCCAGGUUGAGCCUGGAAGAAAACAUCAAUGCUCUUUAUACUGCUAUCCAGAGUGGAAAAGAGUUUGCUGAAAUGGUUUUCUGGCCGUCAAAGGAGAAAAUUCCCUGGGCGCCUCAUGGUAGCGAGAUCCAGCCCUUAGAUCUGAAGGCUUGGUUUGAGGGCGUUUCAAACUGGCUCUUGAAGAAUCAUUGUACCAAGAGUGAUCUGGCAAUCCUAGUAGGCACUACAGUAGCCUCUGUUGGCAUCAUGUUAGAUAGUGUCCCGAGCCACGAUUAUGGCGAGAUAUCCCUCCCUUGGGGAUUGAGAGAAAGCGGGUUCACGGACAAAAAUUCUUUGAUAUGGUUUGCCAGUUUCCAAAAGUACAAGCUUAUCCCAGGGACAUUCCAAGCCAGCAUGCCACAUGAUGCAGAUACGGAAUUCUUCUCAAAAAGUACCCACGAAUUGAUUGGGAAAAGCAGCCUGCGGGUCAUUCUGCUCUGCGGAAAACUUGCAGAAAAGAUAGCUCUCACAGAGCAAGACCUCAAACAGAACUUUACUUUGGAACUCCAGGGUGUCCGCUAUGAAAUCUGGCUAAGACUCCGACACCAUACCAUCGAGCGCAUCUUUGUGAGAUCGCCUGCUCCUCUUAUCAAACUAUGGUCGAACAAAGGCUCCGCAGCUGUCAAGAUUGACGUAUUGUUCAGGUUCGUGUCAGCAGUCUCAAGCACUAGGCUCUCCACGACAUUCUAUGAGAGUGCACUCACAGUAGCACUAGUGAUUCGUGGGUGGGAUGACGAGAGAUCUCAGAGGAUUGACCCACUCGAACUAGAGCUAGGAAAAGUCAACCCAACUUUAAGGAUAUGGCUAGAAAGGUUAGGUUUUAGGGAAGACAAUCAUGUCCGCCGUCUUGCGGAGUGCACAUCGGGGUCAUUGAGGCUUGGUUUGCUCGUUCUCUUGAAAGUCUUACCAAGAGCUCCACCGGGAGUAGGGCCCAGGAAAAUCCCACAGUCAAAGACAAGGCGAAGGGGUGUGAUCUCUCCAGAGACAAUGCAGAAAGUCCGCCUAUUGCUGAAAGAUGUUCAAAAAGAGCUUAUCUCAGUGCCUAAGACUGAGGGCGGCGACAUCAUCAAGCCCCCAGACACCUUGGUAUCAUCGGAAGACACAAUAUUGGUGGAUGAAGAUCUCAUAAUGGAAGCGGUUGAGCAUGGGAGUGUAACGAUCAAAGACUUUGACUCAAAGGAGGAGAGACUAAUGAUCGACCGGUUACAAAAAAAGACACCCAAUACAACAGAGGACACGAAUCCAGGAAAGGGAAUUUCAGCACCUACCAGUUCAACUUUCAGCACGCAACUAUCCGAAUCCACCAGGCGCCUCCAAAUCAGACGUUUCUUUGUGAAAGCCGAGGUAGCACCUGUGGGCAAAAGGCAUCCCCAUGCAUAUGCCACCAGCGCCUCAGAAACUGAUCCAGGCAUGCGAUUUGGCUUUCGAGUUUCCUUACGUGAUGACAAGGGAGAAGACUCAUUCGUGGAGUAUGCGAGCAGCUCUACGUGGCAAGCCAUUGCGAUCGCUAAUUCAUUUGUGGAUGGCCUAGAUGGUGACUCAUUUGAAGAGAUAUGCCGUCGAAAAAGACGAUUUGUCUGGGUCGAUAAAAGGAUCAAGAACGUGCCAUCAGAACUGCGGCCAUUUGUUAAUGAGGCGUACCGGGACGACGAAAACAAUGUAGUCAGGUUCAAUAGUGCUUCCCCCAAGGUGCAGAAGCCAGCAUGA
Messenger RNA from Penicillium vulpinum, 2349 nucleotides. RefSeq lists its product as uncharacterized. Lineage: Eukaryota; Fungi; Ascomycota; Eurotiomycetes; Eurotiales; Aspergillaceae. The transcript has 4 exons. The record is from RefSeq and is a predicted model, not a curated record. Bases 1 to 2349 code for a protein of 782 amino acids.